Molecule: messenger RNA, 1593 nt
Organism: Perognathus longimembris pacificus (Pacific pocket mouse)
Lineage: Eukaryota; Metazoa; Chordata; Mammalia; Rodentia; Heteromyidae
Gene: Auh
Product: AU RNA binding methylglutaconyl-CoA hydratase
Exons: 10
Coding region: 57-1070 (337 amino acids)
Biological process (GO): fatty acid beta-oxidation
Cellular component (GO): mitochondrion
Molecular function (GO): enoyl-CoA hydratase activity
Source: RefSeq, a predicted model, not a curated record
UCGGAGCGGGCGGGGGGCGGAGCAGCCGUGCUGGACCCACGCUGUAAACAGACAAUAUGGCGGUAGCAGCGGCCCCCGGAGCUUUGGGUGCCCUACAGGCUGGCCGGGCCCGCCUAGUGGCCGCUUGCUGCACGCGGCUCGGUCCUGGGGGGAGGCUGUCAGGUUCUUGGGCGGCUGGUCGGAUGGGCCCAGCGCACUGGGCCCAGAGUUGGACGCCCGCGGUCCGGGGUCCCGCCCCGAGGAGGGGCUACAGCGCUGAGGGGAAGACGGAGGACGAGCUGCGGGUUCGGCACCUGGAGGACGAGAACCGAGGAAUUGUGGUACUUGGAAUAAACAGAGCAUAUGGGAAAAAUUCACUCAGUAAAAAUCUUAUAAAAAUGUUAUCAAAAGCUGUGGAUGCUUUAAAGUCUGAUAAGAAAGUUCGGACCAUAAUAAUCAGAAGUGAGGUCCCAGGAAUAUUCUGUGCUGGUGCUGACCUUAAGGAACGAGCUAAAAUGCAUUCCAGUGAAGUUGGUCCUUUUGUCUCCAAAAUAAGAGCAGUAAUUAAUGAUAUUGCUAAUCUGCCGGUGCCAACGAUUGCAGCAAUAGAUGGACUUGCUUUAGGUGGUGGUCUUGAACUGGCUCUAGCAUGUGAUAUACGAGUAGCAGCUUCUUCUGCAAAAAUGGGCCUGGUUGAAACAAAGCUGGCGAUUAUUCCUGGUGGAGGAGGCACACAAAGAUUACCACGUGCCAUCGGGAUGUCCUUGGCCAAGGAGCUCAUCUUCUCAGCACGAGUGCUGGAUGGCCAGGAAGCCAAAGCAGUGGGCUUGAUCAGCCAUGUUCUAGAGCAGAACCAGGAGGGGGACGCUGCCUACCGAAAGGCCCUGGACCUGGCAAGAGAGUUUCUACCUCAGGGACCUGUUGCAAUGAGAGUGGCGAAAUUAGCCAUUAAUCAAGGGAUGGAGGUCGACUUAGUAACGGGAUUAGCCAUAGAAGAAGCUUGUUACGCUCAGACCAUUUCUACAAAAGACAGACUUGAAGGUCUUCUUGCUUUUAAAGAGAAAAGGCCUCCUCGCUUUAAAGGUGAAUAGAAGGAGCAGAUGUUGGUACAGUGCUGCUGUACUGAAGGUACUUCUGGAAGUACCUUUGCGAUCCACCCUAUGCCUCAGCUCAGCCCACGGACCCACCAUGACCAAAGUGAGGAGCUGCUCGUGUCUUGAGUUUGUGUCUGAAAUGACCACCCUGUACUUCCUGCCAAGUGUAUCAUGUCAUAGUCAUUCAUAUUUAUAAGGCUAAUAGUGUACUGUCAGAAACAUUACAAUUAGGUAUAUGUUUUUAAAUAUUUCCUGCAUAUGAGGCUUUCUGGUCUUAAUUUUUUAAUGUGAAUAAUUUAUAUAUUGCACACUCUAGGGAAUAAUAUUGACUGUAUGUCUACUGUGCUGCAUUAAGAAAAUAAAAUCAUUUCUGUAUACCAAAAAUGUGAAGUUAUACCAAAUAAAGUUUCUAAGUGAUUAGAUACAUAUGAACAAGUACACAUAUGUACAUCUCAACUAGAAAAAUGAAUUGAUCUUCUGAGUGAAAACUACCUAAUAUAAAUAAAAUACGUGAAAACAA